AUAAGUAACAAUUAUUAAAGUCAUUUUCUGUUAUGUCAGUAUGAUUAAGGAAAAAUAAUUUAAGAAAGAACAAAAAAUUGUGCAAUAAUUUGAACCUUUGAAUUUUAUUUAAGAGAAGUUGUUUGGAUAGUAGUAGUAGUAAAAUGGAAAAGUUACUUCGGGUUCGGACAUCCAUUUCGCUAGUAAGGAGAUUUCUGUCUACACCAGCACAAGACGGCAAAACUCAGGCUCAGGCAACUGUUGAGUCGCUAUCAUCAAGAUAUAAGCCAACAGAGUUUCAAAAAUUUCUUCUUGUCUGGACCAAAAAAUAUAAAAGCAAGGCGGAGAUCCCAAAAUACGUAACCUCUGAAGUUAUUAAUACAUCCAGGAGUCAAGCUAGAAUAAAGUUGUCUAAUAUCUUGAUGGCACUUACUGCUCUAGGAAGUGUGUAUGCUAUAUGGUCUGGUAAAAAUGCAGCAAAAAGAGGAGAAUCUGUUCAUCAAAUGAAUUUAGAUUGGCAUAAAAAGUACCAAGAGGAGUUUAAAAAGAACCAAGAACAAGCACAAGCAAAGUAAUGACACAGUAUAAAUUUUGCAUACAUGGUAGGCAACACCGUAAUGAAACGCUUAUUAUUUUUGACAUGUACCUUAAUAAGCAUGGAGCCUAAUAUAAGAUAUAUUUUUCUGAUAUUUUAAUGUACCACAUGCAAUAUUUUUUAAAGAUAUUUAAUUGUGUGGAUAAGUAUAGUAGUAAAUAAAGAUGUUUAGGAACAUA
This is a messenger RNA of Pieris rapae (cabbage white), 753 nucleotides long. RefSeq names its product UPF0389 protein CG9231. The record is from RefSeq and is a predicted model, not a curated record. The transcript has 2 exons. Bases 144 to 554 code for a protein of 136 amino acids. Lineage: Eukaryota; Metazoa; Arthropoda; Insecta; Lepidoptera; Pieridae.